Mytilus trossulus (common blue mussel) is the source of this 747-nucleotide messenger RNA. RefSeq lists its product as uncharacterized. The coding region runs from base 1 to 747 and encodes 248 amino acids. Lineage: Eukaryota; Metazoa; Mollusca; Bivalvia; Mytilida; Mytilidae. The record is from RefSeq and is a predicted model, not a curated record. The transcript is spliced from 2 exons.
AUGUACCCAACUGAUCAAAGGGACAGAGAGGAAUUUCCCAUAGUCACAGCAAAAGGGUUUUACCGCCAGCUGUUCAAUUUUGCAAAAUAUACCCCCACUGAUAGGUUAAUUAUCCGAUAUACUUCACCUCCUACUGUUAGGUUGAUUAUCCGUUAUACUUCACCUCCUACUGUUAGGUUGAUUAUCCGUUAUACUUCACCUCCUACUGUUAGGUUGAUUAUCCGUUAUACUUCACCUCCUACUGUUAGGUUGAUUAUCCGUUAUACUUCACCUCCUACUGUUAGGUUGAUUAUCCGUUAUACUUCACCUCCUACUGUUAGGUUGAUUAUCCGUUAUACUUCACCUCCUACUGUUAGGUUGAUUAUCCGUUAUACUUCACCUCCUACUGUUAGGUUGAUUAUCCGUUAUACUUCACCUCCUACUGUUAGGUUGAUAAUCCGUUAUACUUCACCUCCUACUGUUAGGUUGAUUAUCCGUUAUACUUCACCUCCUACUGUUAGGUUGAUUAUCCGUUAUACUUCACCUCCUACUGUUAGGUUGAUUAUCCGUUAUACUUCACCUCCUACUGUUAGGUUGAUUAUCCGUUAUACUUCACCUCCUACUGAUAGGUUGAUUAUCCGUUAUACUUCACCUCCUAUUGUUAGGUUGAUUAUCCGUUAUACUUCACCUCCUACUGUUAGUACCUGUUGUAUGUCUUAUCCACCGUUUUCUACAUACGGAAAUUACUGUGGUAACCCUGGAAUGUAA